AAUUAAAUCCAAACCAACUAACCAGUCUGGAGCAUAACACUUUUGAUAGCUUGUCCAAACUGAAAUAUUUAUUCAUCAGUAACAAUAGUUUAACACAUCUUCCACAAGGAAUAUUCAAUGGAACGAUAUCUCUAAAUUGGUUAGUUAUGUCAUCAAAUCAACUGACAAGUCUUAAGCCUGAUAUUUUCAAUAACUUGUCAAAUAUGGAAUAUUUAGAUAUUGAUAAGAAUAAUUUAACAUUUCUUCCACAAGAGAUAUUCAAUGGAUUGAUUAGUCUACGUCGUUUGAAUUUGAAUUCAAACAAACUGACCAGUCUGGAGCUUAACACUUUUAAUAGCUUGUCCAAGCUUGAGAAAUUAUAUAUCGGUUAUAAUAGCUUAAUAUCUCUUCCACAAGGAAUAUUUGAUGGAUUGGAGGGUCUAAUUAAGUUGGAUUUAUCAUCAAAUAAACUGUUAAGUCUUGAAAAUAAUACUUUUAGUAGCUUGUCCAGUCUUGAAACUUUAUAUAUCGGGAAUAAUAAUUUAACAUCUCUUCCACAAGGAAUAUUCGAUGGAUUGGAAUCUCUAAAUGUUUUAGAUUUAGCAUUUAAUAAACUGUCGAGUCUUGAAAAUAAUAUUUUUAAUAGGUUGGCCAAUCUUCAAACUUUAUAUAUCAGUAAUAAUAAUUUGACAUCUUUUCCAAAAAAUUUACCCGAUGGAUUGGAAAUCGAUUUUUGA
This is a messenger RNA of Aphidius gifuensis, 716 nucleotides long. RefSeq names its product leucine-rich repeat-containing protein 15-like. Gene Ontology annotation, molecular function: protein binding. The transcript has a single exon. The coding region runs from base 147 to 716 and encodes 189 amino acids. Lineage: Eukaryota; Metazoa; Arthropoda; Insecta; Hymenoptera; Braconidae. The record is from RefSeq and is a predicted model, not a curated record.